AGGGGUAGCCAACUAGCUAGGUAGCAUAAGCAGCCAAUAUCUGUCUCUCUUCUUCUGGCGUCGUGACUUGUACAGCCAACACACCAGCGAGUAGCGUUUAGGCAUGGAGACAAAAAUUUCAGGAAAGAGUUUUCGUGUGAGCGACGGAGACUGGAUUUGUCCUGAUAAAAAAUGUGGAAAUGUGAACUUUGCCAGAAGGACAAGCUGUAACAGAUGCGGCAGGGAAAAAACUACAGAGGCAAAGAUGAUGAAAGCGGGAGGAACAGAGAUCGGCAAGACCUUGGCAGAGAAGAGUCGGGGCCUCUUUAGUGCAAAUGAUUGGCAGUGUAAAACCUGUGGCAAUGUGAAUUGGGCCAGGAGAUCUGAGUGCAACAUGUGCAACACACCCAAAUAUGCCAAGCUUGAGGAAAGAACAGGAUAUGGUGGGGGGUUCAAUGAGAGGGAGAAUGUGGAGUACAUCGACCGAGAGGAAUCUGAUGGAGAAUAUGAUGAGUUUGGGAGAAAGAAAAAAAAGUAUCGUGGGAAACCUGUGAGCAAGUCUUCCUCGAAGGAGAUUGAAAAGAAAGUCGAACCAGUGAAACCAGAAGAUGAAGAGGAAGAGGAGGAAGAGGAUGAAGAGGAAGGAGACCUUUCAAAAUACAAGCUAGAUGAUGAUGACGACGAUGAUGAUGAUGAUGAUGAUGAAGAAGAAGAUGAUGCUGACUUGUCGAAGUACGAUCUGGAUGCCAGUGGGGAUGAGGGGGAGAAGGACAAGCCAGCUGAAGUGAAGAAUAGCCCCCCAGGGUCUUCCCGAUCCUCCUCGGGCUCUUCCAGCUCCAGCUCUCGGUCCAGGUCCAGAUCCCAAUCUAGAAGCUCAUCCACUUCCAGAUCUCACUCCAGUUCCCAAGAGCGAGACCGGUCUCGCAGGUCCAACUCCAGAUCCAGCUCCAGGUCAGAAAAGGGCGCUUCUCCCAGGAAGAGGUCUCGCUCACCCUCCUCCUCACCAGAAAGAGGAAAGAAGCGCAGGCGCUCCAGGUCCUCAUCUGGAGAGAGAAAAAACAGGCACUCUAGAUCACGAUCGUCCGAAAGGCGCCGUGGCCAGUCCUCUGGAUCUUCCCAUUCAGGCUCAAGUUCAAAAAAGAAAUAACUUUAAAGCAGCCUAUUAAUAAAAAAAAAGGAAAAACAAGUCUUAAUGCAAAUGGGUGUGUUUAAAAAAGAAAAAGGAAAAAAAGAAAAAUUGCAGGAUGGAUCGGUUCAUUGUGCUGUUUAGUUUACCAGAGCGUUGCAGUACACAAGAAAUAUUAUUUUCCUCAAAAUAUGAAAAUGGUAGCAUAUCUGUUCUCUUUACUUUUCAAUACACCCAGCCUUCUUCUAGCUCAACUACGAUCCGUGUUUGUAACAAGUGUGUAACUAGGUGUUCAAUAGGCUUAUGGUUUCCUUUUUGAGAGAAACUGAAUAAUAUUGUGAAUUCUACAUCAAUUUUUUAUUCUAACUGCAGAAUAUCAUGGAAGGCCUCAUUUUAAAUGAAAAGAGCAUCGAAUUAACUUACAUUUUUGCCAAGGGUUUUUUUAAAGAUGUUGGUGUUAUAAACUUUUAUUUUAGGGAAUUUAGGGAAUUUUAUUUGGCAAGAUUGUGGGAUGCAAAAGGUAUUAAUAACUAGUCUGUAAAACCAUCAUCUUGGUUUUCACCAAAACUUUAGAUAUUUGUUUUACUGUUUUGGCUUUCUCUUUGUUUUGAGGUGACGGUAAGUAUUGUUCUUUACUUUGAUAUUUAUUAUUUUUAAUAAGGAAUUCAAUUGGUGUCAUUUUUGGUUUAGUAAACAAAAGCUUUGGAGCAGGCAGUUUAAGUAUUAGGUGCUAUCACUAGUACCUUCUUAACUCAUUGUUUCCCUAAAGUAUUUCUUACAGUAAUUCUUCCUUAGCCUAUAAAAGCACUGGACAAAAAUGUUUUGAGUCUAUGUAACGCUCAUUACCAAUGCUUCAGGAAAUUCAUUAUUUUUCUAUUGUGCCAGCUAAAAUCUUUUUGUUCCCCUGGUCCUGCGUCGUAUACUCAAGCUGUUCAAGAUUACUGCACAGUAAGAAUAAUUUAAAAAAACAUAUCUAAUUGUUUUUUCUUCUAAAUGACAGCAUCAAUGGAUUGUGAUAAGGUCUCAAUCACUAAACUGAAACUGAUGUAAGCAACAUGUGAAUAAAAUCCUGUCAAAGUC
This is a messenger RNA of Esox lucius (northern pike), 2185 nucleotides long. RefSeq names its product zinc finger, RAN-binding domain containing 2 (gene zranb2). The transcript has 10 exons. Gene Ontology annotation, biological process: RNA processing. The record is from RefSeq and is a predicted model, not a curated record. Lineage: Eukaryota; Metazoa; Chordata; Actinopteri; Esociformes; Esocidae. Gene Ontology annotation, molecular function: RNA binding; lipopolysaccharide binding. The coding region runs from base 104 to 1126 and encodes 340 amino acids.